UAAUGGCAUUCUCACAUUUGAUAAAUUGUCUUUUGUUAGCAUUUGGACCUUUCUUUGUUGUAUACAAAGCAAGAUAACUGUAAGAUUUACUUAUUUAUUCUAGUGCUGAACAAGGAGCCUAUAAGACUGUAUUGAUUAGCAUUUUAGGAUGUUUGCUAACAUAAUUUUGUAAAUUGUUUCUGUUGGCCUCAUUAUCUGUGAUUACAGAAUAAUUCAUUCAUGUAAGGGAUGACAAUAAAAUUGUAGAUUAAAUUGCUAUUUGAUUUGAUUGAUUGUUAUGGAAUCAUUUUAGUAUCAAAAUAAAAGACUAAUAUUGAUGAUAAAAUAAGCAGAAUAUUUGCAAUUGCAAUAGGAUGGGCAUUGAUGGAUUGUGUAAUGAAACAUCUUUUCACUUUUAUUCCAAAUGCUACAACUGAUGAAUUUACAUGGACAUUUAUUUUAAGAGGAAUUACUGCAAAUAUAGAGUUUGUAUAUAUAUUAUUUUAAAUUAGUUUGAAACAUUGUUCUUAGUAGGAUUAUUAUAAUCAAAAAAUAAAAUUAGUUAUGCCAUGAUAUUAUUUAAGGUUCUUGUACUUCCCAAUUUCCAAGAUAUCAUCACUAGAGGAGGAUUGUCUUCAAUAUACAUGUUUGUGUCUAGAUUUGUUAUAUGAGUU
Molecule: messenger RNA, 653 nt
Organism: Paramecium pentaurelia
Lineage: Eukaryota; Ciliophora; Oligohymenophorea; Peniculida; Parameciidae
Source: the annotation of a GenBank genome assembly